AUGCGUUACAAUACCAUCGAAAAUAAUUCUGGAAAAAAAUUUACUUGGCAAGAAUUAGCCAAGCAUAAUAAACAUGAUGAUGCAUAUGUUGCCGUCCGUGGUAAAGUAUAUGACAUCACAAAUUUUAUAGAACGUCAUCCAGGAGGCGAUGAUAUUUUGUUAUUGGCUGCUGGAAGGGAUAUUACCCAG
Molecule: messenger RNA, 189 nt
Organism: Dentiscutata erythropus
Lineage: Eukaryota; Fungi; Glomeromycota; Glomeromycetes; Diversisporales; Gigasporaceae
Source: the annotation of a GenBank genome assembly